Molecule: messenger RNA, 783 nt
Organism: Microsporum canis CBS 113480
Lineage: Eukaryota; Fungi; Ascomycota; Eurotiomycetes; Onygenales; Arthrodermataceae
Product: mitochondrial 54S ribosomal protein YmL24/YmL14
Exons: 1
Coding region: 85-783 (232 amino acids)
Cellular component (GO): mitochondrial large ribosomal subunit
Molecular function (GO): structural constituent of ribosome
Source: RefSeq, a predicted model, not a curated record
AGCAUUGAAUGGAACAGACGAGAGACGACGAGGACGGCUUUUGAUACCUUGUUUAUUCAUGCAAUGCUACUGCUAUAACUCGACAUGACACUCCAAGCGGCGGUUUGUUCCGCCAGACAGCUCCCUCGCGUUUCUCUUCUCACAGCUUCAUUCCACAACAUCUCCCUACAAUCAGCUCGUGCUUUCUCUACGACCCUUCCGGCACAGCGAGCAGCUACUCUGCCUGCUGAUAUUCCCCCGUAUCCAUAUGGCCCUCGGCGUACCUUCAAGCAGGCCGAUAGCGGCUUGUACGGCGGAGCUACCAUAAUAUUCGGUAACAAGAUCUCCAAGGGCCGGAAUAAGGGCAAGACACGAAGAAUCUGGAAGCCCAAUGUGCGGAAAGAGAAGGUCUACAGCAAAGCCCUGGACGAGGAGCUGGAUCUCAAGGUCACUCACCGUGUUUUGAGGACCAUCAAUAAAGUGGGAGGGCUGGAUGAAUACCUGCUUGGCGACAAACCUGCUAGGAUAAAGGAAUUGGGCAUGUUUGGCUGGAAGCUACGGUGGAGAGUGAUGACCUCGUUAGCCAUGAAGGAGAAGUUCCGGCUCGAGAGACAGGAGCUGGGCUUACAAGAGCCAGAGACCUUUGAGCAAUUCCUCGCACGACACUCGGAUCAGGAGAAGAUUGAGGCCGCCAACGAGCACAACUUGAAACGACAGCAAGAGGCACACGAGGCGGCUACACCGAUGACCGCUGAUUCGAUGAGAGAGCUGAAGACUCCUGAAAUGAGGACGAAUCCUGCUUAG